Messenger RNA from Volvox carteri f. nagariensis, 3014 nucleotides. It is a transcript of the gene glgb7, whose product is annotated as 1,4-alpha-glucan branching enzyme II. Gene Ontology annotation, cellular component: cytoplasm. Gene Ontology annotation, molecular function: cation binding; hydrolase activity, hydrolyzing O-glycosyl compounds; 1,4-alpha-glucan branching enzyme activity. The record is from RefSeq and is a predicted model, not a curated record. Bases 1 to 2475 code for a protein of 824 amino acids. Gene Ontology annotation, biological process: glycogen biosynthetic process. The transcript is spliced from 19 exons. Lineage: Eukaryota; Viridiplantae; Chlorophyta; Chlorophyceae; Chlamydomonadales; Volvocaceae.
AUGUGGCUAUCGGCCACUCAGCGCUGCACAGGAUAUCCACGUCGAUGCUUAGCACUAGAUCAUCAUCAUAAUCAUCAUGACAUUCUACCAGGCAGCGCCGGGCGCCCGUCGGUUCGCUUUGCCAAUCGGAAGCCCUUUCAUCCGGCUUUCCAACGGGCCACAUCGCCGAUCUUCGCAACCACUGCCGCUGCUGUGGACGGUAUCGCUAAGGAAAAGGACGAGGAGGGUCUUGCGGUAGUGGCGGUGGAUCCGCAGCUCGCCAAUUAUGCGGACCACUUUCGAUACAGAUGGGCCCAAUACCGGAACACCCUGGAGCGCAUAGAAGCGGCCGAAGGUUCCCUGGAGCAGUUUGCUCGGGGGUAUGAGUACUUUGGCUUCCACAGGGAACAGCCCCAGGAGGGUGGGGGGGCGGGGGCGGGGGCGGGGGGUGCAUUGAUGUACAGGGAGUGGGCCCCGGCGGCCCAGGCGGCGGCGCUGGUGGGGGACUUCAGCUCCUGGCAGCCCGUGUGGAUGACCCGGGACCAGUGGGGUGUGUGGAGUGUACGAUUGCCGGACGUCGAUGGGCGCCCCGCCAUCCCCCACGGCUCCCGAGUCAAGGUGCGGCUGCAGCACCCGGGGGGUGGGUGGGUGGACCGCAUACCCGCCUGGAUUCGCUGGGCGGUGGCGGAGAAGCGAAUGGGCGCUGGGUACGAUGGAAUGUAUUGGUCUCCCCCUGCCGGUGAGCGUUACGAGUUCCGCCACCCCCGGCCCCCCCGGCCCCCCGCACUGCGAAUUUAUGAGGCCCACGUGGGCAUGAGCAGCGAGGAGCCCAAAGUGGCGUCAUACACCGAGUUUAAGGACACGGUCCUGCCCCGAAUCCAGGCUCUGGGCUAUAACGCGAUCCAGCUGAUGGCCGUACAAGAGCACGCGUACUACGGGUCAUUUGGAUAUCAUGUGACAAACCCCUUCGCGGUCAGCAGCCGCAGCGGCACCCCCGAGGAACUCAAGGCCCUGAUAGACGAGGCUCACCGGCGCGGCCUCCUGGUACUGCUCGACGUGGUCCACUCCCACAUCUCCAAGAACCAGGAGGACGGCCUCGCCGGGUUCGACCUGGGGCAGAAGGAGGAGGACAACUACUUCAAACAGGGGGAGGCUGGCUACCACAAGCUAUGGGAUAGCCGCUGCCUAAACUACGCCAACUUUGAGACCCUCCGUUACCUGCUCUCCAACCUGAGCUGGUGGAUUGAGGAGUACCACUUCGACGGGUUCAGGUUCGAUGGGGUGACCUCCAUGCUGUAUCACCACCACGGCAUCUACACCUCCUUCUCCGGGUCCUAUCACGACUACCUGGGCCCCGGCACCAAUGUGGAGGCGGUGGUGUACCUGAUGCUGGCCAACCAGCUGGUGCACCAGCUUCUGCCGCAGGCAGUCACCGUCGCGGAGGACGUGUCGGGUAUGCCAGCCCUGUGCCGCCCCGUGGCUGAGGGAGGUGUGGGCUUCGACGCGCGACUGAACAUGUCCAUUCCCGACAAAUGGAUACAGCUGCUCAAACACACACGGGACGAGGACUGGCGCAUGCACGACAUAGUCACGGCUCUGUGUAACAGGCGUUACACCGAGAGCAGCAUCGGAUACGCGGAGAGCCAUGACCAAGCGCUGGUGGGCGACCAGACGGUGGCAUUCCGGUUGAUGGGUGCGGAGAUGUACGGCGGUAUGAGCGCCCUCACGGAGCCGAGUGAGGUGGUGGCCAGGGGGGUGGCGCUGCACAAGAUGAUACGGCUCGUCACACUGGCGCUGGGGGGCGAGGGCUGGCUCAACUUCAUGGGCAAUGAGUUCGGUCACCCCGAGUGGAUCGACUUCCCCCGCGACGGCAACGGCUGGAGCCACCACUACUGCCGCCGGCAGUGGUCGCUGGCGGACACGUCCCACCUGCGGUACAAGUUCUUGCAGGCCUGGGAUGCCGCCAUGAUGCGACUGGACGAGCAUUACGGCAUCCUGUCAUCCCGCCACCAAUGGGUGACGCACAUGGACGAGCGGCAACAGGCAAGGCGGGUCCUGGUGUUCGAGAGGGGCCCCCUGGUGUUCGUGUUCAACUGGAGCCCCUUCUCCAGCUUUGAGGGCUACCGAGUGGCAGUGCCGUGCCCGGGGAAGUGGCGGGUGGCACUGGACUCGGAUGCGUGGGACUUCGGAGGAGAGGGCAGGGUGGGUCAUGAUAUGGACCACUUUUCAGAUCCGGAGCCCGCGGGAACCAGCCGGGACCGCCAGCACUCCAUUCGGGUCCUGGCACCCUCCCGUACUGCCGUGGUGUACUACAACGCCGACACGCACACUCACUGGCAGCAGCCGCAGCAGCAGGAGGAUAGACAGGAGGAGGGCGAAGAAGGGCAGGGUGGUAACAGCGGCCAGCGGUUGCUACUCGGUCUGACCCCUCCGGCCACUCAGACCGCAGGGGGCCUCAGUCUGGGCAGUGGUGACGAGCAAUCAGGGCUCCUGUGACAUCCCCCGCCUUAGGUUCACUACCGCGUACUGUGUUUCCCCUUCUCCCUCCCGGUCCUCCCACCGCUCUAUGGGCGGUUCAGCAUCGCUCGUAGUGGGGGGAACAGUCGCCGGGCGUGGUGGUGGCAGUGGCAAUGGUUCUGUUGGUUAGAUAUUGAUGCCUGCGGAAGGGGCGUGGAUAGAUGCUGAAGCUGGUCUGUCUGAUGUUAUUAGCCUUUUAGAAAGUGGGGUUGUGGGGUGGAGUAGGGUAGGGAACUCGCGUACCGUAGAUUUGCCUAUCGUGCCGGUGGCCGCAAAAAGCUGGCGUGCAGAUAAGUGCUCUGGAGAACACUUUGGGGCGCAUAGGUUGUCACCAGUCUUACCCUCGGAACAGUAUGCCGCGCGUGAGGGGCCUUGAUGCAUCAUCUCGGCAAGGUGCACACAGUAGUAAAACCGUUACCGUUGGCAAGGACAGCCACGGCUGGCGAAACCGUCCAGAAGAAACGGGAUUAGGCUAUUGUGCAGCUAGCCCGCAUUAGCAGUGUAAACCGGAUUCCAGG